AUGGCUCCUCAACCCCCACCUUACGGAUCACAAGAGUAUUGGAACCAGCGUUUUUCCUCAAAUACGGACACAUUCGAGUGGCUCGAGACACCAGACACCCUGGAAAGGUACAUCUCAGACGCCUUGUCAACUUCACAAGAUGAAGACCCGCAAGUGUUACACGUUGGAUGUGGUACCUCAUCACUGUCGUUCUAUCUAAGCAUGCACGUGAAGAGCCCGCGUCAAAUACAUAACCUAGACUAUUCGCAAGUCGCUAUAGAAGUAGGCGUAGCCAAAGAGCGCGAGUUAUCCCUUUACCGCUCGGAGCGAAGAGGUACAGACGAUCAUGGGCCGGAUGAUAAUGACGUUUUGAAUUUCAUGCGUUGGAGUGCCGUGGAUCUCUUGGAUUAUAAAACAGUCAUCCAAGCGUGUAACAAAAGCACAUAUUCAGUCAUAGUAGACAAAGCUACUACAGAUUCCAUCGCAUGCUCAGACGACGUCACAAUACCCAUUCCCUACCCGAUCGCCACAAGUCCCUGGACUCCAGGUACCACGCCCGCCAAUGGCUCGCACGAAUCAACAUAUCCGCUCAACGUCCUCGCCGUCAACCUGGCACUCACUGCAAAACCCAAGGCGCGCUGGAUAUGUCUAUCCUACUCGAACGACCGUUUUAACUUCGCCGAAUGGUCAGCACCUCGUUGCGGAUUUCCCCACAUAGGCCAGCUUUGGAACGUAUUGGGUAAAUAUGCAAUGGACAAAGCGACGCCCGCAACUGAAACCGAAACUGAAACGCGCGAUGGCACCAUCACCCAUAGACCGAAGAUUUUCAAUUGGGUAUAUGUUCUCGAGCGAACGGAACGCGCACUUUACGUUCGAGAGCAGACGGAGAGCAUGUCCCCUUGA
Messenger RNA from Plenodomus lingam JN3, 882 nucleotides. RefSeq lists its product as uncharacterized. NCBI's taxonomy places the organism in Eukaryota, Fungi, Ascomycota, Dothideomycetes, Pleosporales, Leptosphaeriaceae. The record is from RefSeq and is a predicted model, not a curated record.